Messenger RNA from Adelges cooleyi (spruce gall adelgid), 2933 nucleotides. RefSeq names its product nephrin-like. Bases 307 to 2691 code for a protein of 794 amino acids. Lineage: Eukaryota; Metazoa; Arthropoda; Insecta; Hemiptera; Adelgidae. Gene Ontology annotation, molecular function: protein binding. The transcript is spliced from 14 exons. The record is from RefSeq and is a predicted model, not a curated record.
CGCACGUCGCUCGCGUUACACCCUUCGUUUGGCCAACACGCGCGCGUCCAAAACCGCCUGGCGAUGCGUCCCCGCGGAAUGUCGCCCGUUGCUGUCCUGGCCGCCGCCGCCGCCGUAGUGGACAUUUCGCGGUCGUACCCAGCGACUUAGGUCCUGACCGGGCCGGGUCUUAACCGCGUUAUCUAACAAUACAAACACCGGAACGGACCCGACUAUAUUGUUAUUUGCCUUUGCCAAUAUUAUAAUAUUAAUAUAUUUGGUACACGAGGGGUACACUCUGGUAAUUCGGCCUAGACCGUCGUCGCCAUGGAGGCCGACCUCCGGAUCCUGUUAGUCGUCUGGAUACUGUCCACCAUGGGAGCGUCGCCCGAACUAGCGUCUGAAGUGACAGUACCGUUGGUUCCAGUUGACGCUGUGGAAGGCCGAAGUGUACAAUUUCCUUGCGAUGUGUCUUCGCCUAAUCCAGCAGAUAAAGUUUAUAUGGUUUUUUGGUUUAAAGACGAUUCUGGCGUGCCUUUAUACAGUUUUGACGUUAGAGGCAUGCCACUGAACAAGGCUCGUCAUUUUUCGGCACCGGAAGUUUUUGGCAGUCGUGCCACCUUUCGGACGGUUACAGAACCGGCGUGUCUUAAUGUGGAUGAAGUAAACCGGAACGACGAAGGAGUUUACAGAUGUCGAGUCGAUUUCCGAAACUCUGCCACAAAGAGCUUUCGUUACAAUUUGUCUGUUAUCGUGCCACCUGAACAUCCGGUCGUGUUCGACAAGUGGGGAAGGCAACUCAACCACACUAUCGGACCCCUCGACGAGCACGACCACGUAGCUCUCAUAUGCCACGUCACGGGAGGUAACCCACCACCGUCUGUGGUAUGGCUAAAAAACGGUGACGUGGUCGAUGAUAAAUGUGAGCACAUAUCGAACGACGUGCUCGAGAAUCGACUCUACUGGCCGUCGGUAAAUAGGCGUGAUCUCAAUUCAGUAUUUACGUGCCAAGCUACGAAUACACACUUAAUUGAUCCUCGCCAGAUGUCCGUCGUCUUAGACUUGCGAUUGGCUCCUUUAUCAGCAGUGCUUACAAAACAAGAAUCAGUUUUAGUAGCCGACCGCAGAUACGACGUGUCGUGUCACUCGGCAGGAUCCAGACCUCCAGCUUCUAUUACUUGGUACCGAAACGACAAAAAACUUCCAAAAACUAAGCCCGAUGACAUCAAAGAAAACGUAACGACUAGUGAGAUUACAUUCGUGCCAACGACAGAUGAUAAUGGCAAGUCUAUCACCUGUAGAGCAGAAAACCCACAAGUGCCGACAUUGGUUGCAGAAACUAAUUGGGUGCUCAAAGUCGUUUUUGCUCCCAUUGUUUCCCUCCGACUUGGUAACUCUAUCAACCCAAAUGGCAUAAAAGAAGGAGAUGACGUGUACUUUGAUUGCCAAGUAAAAGCCAAUCCACCAUCGACAAAGCUCACGUGGUACCGAAAUGGAAUGACGUUAAACUUAAACUCGUCCACUAGAACUAUGAAAAGCGAUAACAACUUAGUGCUACAGAAAGUAACGAGAAACGUGGCCGGAAGGUAUGCUUGUCGGGCGACAAAUUCUGAAGGCGAAUCAUUCAGCAACGAACUCAGCCUCCGUAUUAAAUAUGCUCCUGGAUGCCGGACCGAUCGUGUGCUUAUGUUGGGAGCUUCGCGUGGAGAAAGCAUGGAUGUAUUGUGCGAAGUCGACGCCGAUCCUCCGGCUAAAGGAUUCAGGUGGAAAUUCAACAAUUCCGGUGAAACCAUCGAAAUCGGCCCAGAGCGUUUCAUAUUUAACGGCACCUCUAGUGUGCUAAGAUACACACCGGUAGCCGAUCUGGACUACGGUACAUUAUCCUGCUGGGCCGAGAACGGUGUUGGACAUCAAGCCGUGCCGUGUCUAUUUCAGAUGGUAGCAGCAGGUAAACCGCAGUCGGUGCACAACUGUACUGUCCGCAACAACACGGAGGGUGCGGUCGAUGUUCAGUGCGAACCCGGCUAUGACGGAGGUUUAACUCAAUCUUUCGUACUAGAAGUGUAUUCUGAAGCCAUGAACAGCAACGAAGAUGGAGAAACGUUGUUUAAAAAUUUCACCAACAAAAAGGCACCGCGUUUCUCAUUGGGUAAAGUACCUUUGGGCAUCUUGUACACUGCUCGCGUGUACGCCGUCAAUACAAAAGGAAAAUCUACUCCUAUCACAUUGCCCAGAUUCUCAUUCCCGAGCUCUGAAAAUCAAAUGGGAUUUGGUGUUGAAGUGUUGAAAGUAUCGCCCGUGAUGAUAACUACAGUAAGCGUUUGCUUGCUGAUAAUUGUGUUGACGAUUAUCAUAAUUAUCCGAAUAAAAAGAUCCAACAAUAGGAAACGGUCAUCUAGACAAUUGACUGGCGGCAAACAAGUUAUCGUCCACCGAAGGAACAAUGGACAAGUGGCCUCCGCUAUACUGGAAUCUGAUAUGGACCCAGAUUUAAUUCCCGUUAAAUACGAUCCGUUGGACACUCUAAGUACGUGCAAUGGAAGCGUUCUCUUAAACGAUACUAGAAACUCUUCCCUACAGAAUUGGAUCACCUCGCAAAACGCUAUUCAAAACGAAAAUGUGGUUCACCAACACCCAGCAGAACUGAACGGAGCUGCCAUUAAAGAAAAACUAAUGAUGUCUAGCAGUCAUAUACCAGAAAGUUGCGUGUGAGAGAUCUCUAUCCAAAAUAUCAUAUACCUAAUAAUCGAUGUAAAUCAUGUAUGUAAAAAAAAAAUAAGUAAAUUAAUCGUGUAUGCUUUGGGGACACUUAAAAUAAUAAUAGGGUCGAAUACAUCUUGUUUACGAUGAAAAUUAUCGAUAAUAGUAUGUCCAAAACAAAUACACUUAUAUCAUAUACAUUAUUCGCUUAAAUCAAUAUUUAGCUUUAGAAAAAAAUUCACCACUAAUGUAGU